AUGUUGUUGAGACGAGCCAUAGGAACAAUCGCUUCUUAUCCUUCCUCAAGCUACGUUGAUCGUCAUAUUAGUGUGAUUCUCUGCGAUCAGAGCUUGUGCUUAGAGUCUCUGCGUAAACUCACAGCUCUUAUCAUCACCGGAGGAAACUCGGAUAAUAUCUUCGUCGCAUCCAAGCUAAUUUCAUCUUACGCUUCUCACGGGAAACCCAAUUUGUCUUCCAGAGUCUUCGAUUUGGUUAGUAGUCGGAGAAGAGAUGUGUUUCUUUGGAAUUCUAUCAUCAAAGCACAUUUCUCCAAUGGGGAUUACGAGCGAACCUUGGGUAUCUUCUUCUCAAUGCUCUUUUCUGGCCACUCCCCUGAUCAUUUCACUGCUCCCAUGGUUGUCUCUGCUUCUGCGGAGCUUUUUUGGUUUGAUGUUGGGAGUUUCCUUCAUGGGUUGGUUUUGAAACACGGACGUUUCGACAGAAACACUGCAGUGGGAGCCUCCUUUGUUUAUUUUUAUUCAAAGUGUGGGUUUUUAGAUGAUGCGUGUCAUGUGUUCGACGAAAUGCCUGAGAGAGAUGUUGUUGCUUGGACUGCCAUUAUAUCUGGGCAUGUGCAGAACGGGGAGAGCGAGAGAGGUUUGGGUUAUCUUUGCAAGAUGCAUAGUGUUGGUUCUGAUGAUGAAAAGCCGAAUCCCAGAACAUUGGAAUGUGGAUUCCAAGCUUGUGCAAAUUUGGGAGCUUUAAAGGAAGGAAGGUGUCUACAUGGUUUUACGGUGAAAUAUGGUUUAGCUUCUUCCAAAAUUGUCCUGUCUUCGGUUUUUUCAUUGUAUUCGAAAUCUGGGAUUCCAGCUGAGGCUUAUCUUUCAUUCCGAGAACUUGGGGAUGAAGAUAUGUUUUCAUGGACUUCUAUUAUAGCUUCACUGGCGAGAUCAGGUAACAUAAAGGAAAGUUUUGAUAUGUUCUGGGAAAUGCAGAACAAGGGAACACAGCCAGAUGGUGUUGUCAUUAGUUGUUUGAUCAACGAACUAGGUAAGAUGAUGCUUGUCUCUCAAGGUAAAGCCUUUCACGGGUUCGUUGUAAGACGUUGUUUUUCUUUAGACGCUACAGUUUGCAAUUCGUUGUUGUCAAUGUACUGCAAACUUGAGCUUCUGUCAGCAGCUGAGAAGGUUUUCUGUGGGAUACCUGAAGAAGGAAACAAAGAAGCUUGGAAUACAAUGCUUAAAGGGUAUGGUAAAAUUAAAUGUGACGUGAAGUGUAUUGAGUCAUUCAAAAAGAUUCAGAAUCUUGGAAUUGAAAUUGACUCUGCUAGCGCAGCCUCUGUCAUAUCAACAUGUUCCCGCAUAGGAGCGGUGCUACUAGGGAAGUCGUUGCAUUGCUAUGCUGUCAAAACUAGCUUGGAUCUUACCAUUUCAGUGGUCAAUUCCCUCAUUGACUUGUAUGGAAAGAUGGGAGACUUGACUGUUGCUUGGAGGAUGUUUUGUGAAGCAGAUACCAACAUUGUCACUUGGAACGCAAUGAUUGCGUCUUAUGUUCAUUGUGAGCAACCCGAAAAAGCCAUGGCGUUGUUCGAUAAAAUGAUUUAUGAGAAUUUAAAACCCAGCUCAAUAACUUUAGUGACACUGCUUAUGGCUUGUGCAAGUACUGGAUCUCUGGAGAGAGGGCAAAUAAUUCAUAGUUACAUCACUGAAACAGAGCACGAGAUGAAUGUUUCUCUUUCAACUGCUCUGAUUGACAUGUACGCGAAAUGUGGCCACCUUGAAAAGAGUCGAGAACUGUUUGAUGCAACAAACCAGAAGGAUGCCGUUUGUUGGAAUGUGAUGAUCUCAGGUUAUGGAAUGCAUGGACAUGUUGAAUCGGCCCUAGAACUUUUUAAUCAAAUGGAGGAGUCUGAUGUUAAACCAACCGGACCUACAUUUCUUGCCCUUCUAUCAGCUAUCACGCACGCAGGUUUAGUUGAACAAGGCAAAAAACUACUUGUCAAGAUGCAUCAGUACGAUGUGAAACCAAACUUAAAGCAUUACUCUUGCCUUGUGGAUCUUCUUUCCCGGUCUGGUAAUUUGCAGGAAGCUGAGACCACAGUCAUGUCUAUGCCAUUCUCACCAGACGGGGUCAUAUGGGGAACAUUGUUGAGCUCAUGCAUGACUUAUGGGGAGUUUGAGAUGGGAAUACGAAUGGCAGAACGUGCGGUUGCGAGUGAUCCGCAGAACGAUGGGUAUUAUAUAAUGCUUGCAAACAUGAACAGUGCUGCGGGUAAGUGGGAACAAGCAGAAAGGGCACGAGAGAUGAUGAGGGAAAGUGGAGUUGGGAAGAGAGCUGGACAUAGUGUAGUCUAAUUCAUUCUUUGUCUUGUGAUUCCUCUUUUGGCCAAUAUUUUUAUUUUUAAAAUCUCUUUCGUUAUUUUUGUUUUUGGUAGAAUACUUUGUGUAUGUAAAAUCAAUAUCAUCCUAAUGUUAUUUAUACAGAUGAUAAAAACAAAAUAUAGAUGAUCAGUUUUCAAUUCUAUUCGUAAAAAA
Capsella rubella is the source of this 2496-nucleotide messenger RNA. RefSeq names its product pentatricopeptide repeat-containing protein At4g39952, mitochondrial. The record is from RefSeq and is a predicted model, not a curated record. Gene Ontology annotation, molecular function: RNA binding; protein binding. Lineage: Eukaryota; Viridiplantae; Streptophyta; Magnoliopsida; Brassicales; Brassicaceae. The transcript has a single exon. The coding region runs from base 1 to 2316 and encodes 771 amino acids. Gene Ontology annotation, biological process: RNA modification.